CAACAACCACGGACGGUUUUACAUUUAAUUCAUUUUUUUCUUGUCUAAAAAGAGCUUCUUUUUCUUCACUUAAAUUAUUUCGUUUUUCUGCCUACUCAAGUGCUAGAAUUGAUGAAAUGAAAAUUAAAAGUGAUGAAAAACUAAAAAGUACAAAUGGGAACGAAACAGAUAUUUUUAAUCCUUUUAAGCCAAAGCGAGCAGUUAUUGUCUCAAAAUCUUCCCUCCUUGAAUACGAAUUUGAAAAACUUGGAAAGCCAUUUAAAUCAUUUGAUGAUCAACAAUUAAUCACUCAGAAAUAUUCAAGUGCUGUUGAUCUCAAGCAAAGGCAUGAUCAGCAGCAACAAUAUAUUGCUUCUAUUUCUAAAGAACUUGAGCGUCACAGCAUUGAAUACCGAGUUGUCAAGCGUCGUCAAUAUUCCGAUGAAUUUGUUGAUUGGGGUGAUUUGAUUAUUUCUGCUGGCGGUGAUGGUACUUUUUUGACUGCUGCUAAAAGGGUGAUUAACUCAAACAAGCCUGUUAUUGGUAUAAACACCGAUCCGAUUGGAUCAGAAGGUUUUCUCUGCCUAACUGGCAAAUCUCGACAUCCUGCCGAUGAAGUAAUUCGUCAAUUCCUAGCGGAUGCUGCUCUGCCUGGUUUUCGUUGGCUCUGGCGGCAGAGAAUUCGUGUAACUUUUCUCAAUUUUGGUUUUGAGAACGGCGUUUCUCCUUCUCCCUCAUCUUCUUCUUCAAUUCAACAACAACAAGAAAAUCAAGUAAACGGGGUUGUUAAACCUAGUGUGAAUGAUGAACAUAUUCACACAGCUGAAGAUAUUGCCGAAGAGGAAAAUGCAGAUGAAACAAAUUUGGAGAACUCGCGAAAAACUAUUUUCAGUUCGGACGAUGAGGAUCAAGAAAUAAAUACAACACGUGAUUCAAAUCUUAUUACAAGUCGUUGGUUGGCACUUAAUGAAGUUUUCAUUGGUGAAAGUCAUGCAGCGCGGGUUUCUUAUUAUGAUGUACAAGUUGACAAUGGGCCAAUGACUAAACAAAAAAGUUCAGGAAUGACAAUUUGUACAGGCACUGGAUCAUCAUCUUGGCAUUUUAAUAUAAACAGAAUGACCGAACAAACAAUUGAAGAAGUUUUGUCUGUAAUAGAUAAAAUGGGAUUGAAAUUGGAUCAAGUGGUAGAUGCUGAAAUGAUAGAGAAUAUUUGUCGUAAAUUUAAUGAGAAAUUGAGAUUUGGGCCAGAAUUAACAACAAUGGCAUUUAGUGUUCGCGAUCCUGUUUUUAAUGCAACAUUUCCAAAAAUGGCUAUUCGGGGAUUUGCAAAUAAAAUUUUAAUUAAAUCUCGUUGUAAAAAUGCACAUUUAAUUCUUGACGGGUCUACAUCAAUGCCAUUUAAUAGGGGAGCUGAAGUACUUUUAGAAAUACAUCCUGAAGAUGCGUUGAGGACUGCUGUUUUCAGUAAGGAACAUCGAAGUUAA
This is a messenger RNA of Meloidogyne enterolobii, 1463 nucleotides long. The record is from the annotation of a GenBank genome assembly. NCBI's taxonomy places the organism in Eukaryota, Metazoa, Nematoda, Chromadorea, Rhabditida, Meloidogynidae.